UUUCCCCACUCGGGACACCACAGCGGCCGCUCUAGCGGCUGUCCCAUGGUUUGGCCUGGCUUUUUCGGCUGCGCGGUCUCUAUGGUGCUGGCGACAUGUGGCGACUGACGGGUCUCCUGGGCCGAGCACUUCCCCGUCUGUUGGGACCUCACCUCCGGGGUGUGACCCCCAAGACCAACAGCUCAGAUGUGCCUCAAGCGACCUCCUCCACCUUGUUGGUCCCUUUGCCCAACCUUGACAGGUCAGGCCACCAUGGCCCGAGUACAAGCAGGGGCCCAAAGUCCCAUGGAUGGAAGAAUGUCUUCCAGUGGAUGUCUGCUCGUGUCUCCCCAAAUACCCUGUGGGAUGCCAUCUCAUGGGGCACUCUGGCCGUGCUGGCCCUGCAGCUGGCGAGGCAGAUUCACUUCCAGGCAUCCCUGCCAGCAGGACCUCGACGAGCAGAACGCUGCUCUUGGCACAGUCCCCUGGAUCGUUUCCUCUCUUCUCCCUGGUGGCACCCGCACUCCUCACUAAGGAGACAUGUUCUCCCUGGUCCUGAUGGCCCAGUUCCCAGAUGUAUUGGCCUCAGGGAACCCAGGCUGGGCCAGGAAGAACUCUCGGCUCAGUUCGGAAACUUUUCCUUGCCUAGCUCCUUGAGAACAACUGGUCUUCAGGAGCCUCCUGAGGAAGGUCCCAGUAAGUUUGAUUUCCUGUAUGACAGCAGUAGCUUUGAGCCCAAGACAAAGCCAGCCCAGCCUCAGCCCACUUGUGAAAAGAAGGAACAAGAUAAGUCAAAACCUCUCCCCCUUGAGGAGGCCGUGAUGUCCAUUCAGCAGCUCUUCCAGCUCAGUGUUUCCAUCGCUUUCAACUUCCUGGGGAUAGAGAAUAUGAGGAAUGGGGACUACAUAGCAGCCUUUUCUUACUUCCAGAAAGCUGCAGACCAUGGCUACAGCAAAGCACAGUACAACGUGGGCUUGUGUCACGAGCAUGGCAGAGGCACCCCCAGGGACCUCAACAAGGCAAUUCUUUAUUACCAACUGGCUGCCAGCCAGGGCCAUAGCCUGGCUCAAUACCGCUAUGCCAGGUGCCUACUGCAAGACCCAGCCUCCUCACAAGACCCUGAGCGGCAGAGGGCAGUGUCCAUGCUGAAGCAAGCUGCAGACUCGGGAUUGAGAGAGGCCCAGGCUUUCCUCGGGGUGCUUUUCACCAAGGAGCCACACCUGGAUGAGCAGAGAGCUGUGAAAUAUCUUUGGCUUGCAGCCAACAAUGGGGACUCACAGAGCAGGUACCACUUGGGAAUUUGCUAUGAGAAGGGCCUUGGUGUGCAGAGGAAUCUGGGAGAAGCCGUGAGAUGUUACCAGCAGUCAGCGGCUCUGGGAAACAAGCCUGCCCAGGAGAGGCUGCGCACCCUCUUUUCCACAGAGACAACAGCCCCAGGGCCCAGCCACCCAGCAGCACCGAAAUCUUUCUCCAGCCCCUCCCUCUGCAGCCUGAACACUCUGCUGGCAGGUGCCUCAGGCCUCCCUCAUGCCUCCAGCACAGGGAACCUUGGCCUCCUCUGCAGAAGUGGGCAUUUUGGAUCCAGCCAUGGAGCCUCCAGCAGGGUUCUUCCCACGUUGGAAAGGAGUCUUGUAAGACUGGGUUUUGGCUAAGAAGGAGUUUCUUGCCUGCCUAAAUGCCGACGUGGAUCUGCUUGGCUUCUUCAGUCCUCACCUCAGCCCUGAAGAGGGAACCUGUCAAUGCUCAGAGAUAUCAAAGCUAGAGUCCCAAAGAAGAGGCCAGUUAUUCACUCACCUUCCCCCCAACCCUGAGCAGCUCCCAGCACCGUAAGAAGAAGAAAGUGUGCGAAGAACCCAGGUUCUGGCUCAGACUGCUUGCCUGGCCAUGUCAUCUUGAAGCAGUGGACUGACUUGCUGACAUUGUCUCCUGAAUUGUAGAGCAAGAGCAGCAGUGUGUGCCCUGCCUCCUACCUUACAGGCUGAAGCACAGGUGUUUUACUGUGGAAAGGACCUGGGUUCUUGCUGAGACCCCAGAGGCAAGGUGAUGCCCGUGGUUGAGUGGCUUUAUGCGUCACCAGGCCAGUAUGAGAACUUAGCCUUCUGACUCCCCGCCCAGCCUUACGUUCUACUAGUCUACACUGUCACUUUACGUGAAAGCAUUAUUAUGGCCCUACCGCUGUGAGAGAAUAAAUGGAGAUUGGGCACUUGGAGCCAGAGAGUGUAGAUUGUGAGUCCUCGAUUGGGAAAGGUGAGCCAGAAAUGUAUGGGUGCUUAAUAAAGCAGAUGGUGGAUUAUCUCA
This is a messenger RNA of Marmota flaviventris (yellow-bellied marmot), 2277 nucleotides long. RefSeq names its product DAP3 binding cell death enhancer 1 (gene Dele1). NCBI's taxonomy places the organism in Eukaryota, Metazoa, Chordata, Mammalia, Rodentia, Sciuridae. Gene Ontology annotation, biological process: extrinsic apoptotic signaling pathway via death domain receptors. Gene Ontology annotation, cellular component: mitochondrion. The record is from RefSeq and is a predicted model, not a curated record. Gene Ontology annotation, molecular function: protein binding.